AUGACGGAUUUGAUGAACCAGUCUCAACACAUACAAAAGGUACUUGAAAAUUUCAAUUUUGAUCAAAUUGCAAGCAACCAAUUGUGGUUAAAGGCCUCAAUUGAUGUUGUCAAAGUGCUUGCAUUUCAAGGACUUGCUUUUAGAGGACAAGAUGAAAGUUCUGAUUUAAUUAAUCGUGGGAAUUUUCUUGAAAUAUUGGAUUUGGUGGUAUCAUAUAAUGAAUAUGUUGCAAAAGUGAUAGAGAAAGCUCCCAAAAAUGCCUCUUACAAAUCACCAAAAAUUCAAAAGGAAAUCUUACAUGUAUUUUCAAACAAGGUGAAGAAGGCAAUUUGUGAAGAAAUUGGUGAUGCAAAGUUUUGCCUAAUUGUUGAUGAAGCUCGUGAUGAGUCAAUGAAGGAGCAAAUGGCUUUUGUUAUAAGAUUUGUAGACAAAGAUGUUUGGAUAUUCAAGAUAUUUGAGGGCAAGGAUAUGAUGGUGCAAGCAAUAUGUGAGUGUCAAUCUCAAGACAUUUUAAAUGUGAUGAAUUUUGUUUCAUCCACUAAAACACUUAUUCAAAAAUUCAAAGAUGAAGAGGGGGAUAAUUUACUUACCACUGUGAAAUCAUUUUGUGAGGCACGUGACAUAGAUGUCCCAGAUAUGAAUGCUUGUUAUGUUGAGAAAGGAGGCCUAGCUUGUUAUCAACAAGAUGACUUCACAAUUGAGCAUCAUUAUCAGGUAGAAGUUGAUCAUUAUGAGUACAAUGUAGUUCGACAUCCAGACUUCAAGAAGCUAUCAAGUAUUUUUGAGUUGUGCCAAUGGUUGGUAAAAACCCGAAAAUCAUUAUUUUACCCAUAUAUUUAUAGAUUGAUUACACUUGUGCUUACUCUUCCAAUUUCUACUGCAACUACAGAGCGAGCAUUUUCAGCCAUGAAUAUUAUCAAGAAUAGGCUUCGCAACAAGAUGGAAGAUGAUUUUCUAAUGGACUCUAAGAUUUUGUACAUUGAGAAGGAGAUUGUUGCAAAAUUUGGUGCAGAAUCAAUCAUAGACGACUUUCGAGACUUAAAAGAGUGUCGAGUUUCAUUUUGA
Messenger RNA from Quercus robur (English oak), 1065 nucleotides. RefSeq lists its product as uncharacterized. Bases 1 to 1065 code for a protein of 354 amino acids. NCBI's taxonomy places the organism in Eukaryota, Viridiplantae, Streptophyta, Magnoliopsida, Fagales, Fagaceae. The record is from RefSeq and is a predicted model, not a curated record. The transcript is spliced from 4 exons. Gene Ontology annotation, molecular function: protein dimerization activity.